Syngnathus acus (greater pipefish) is the source of this 1469-nucleotide messenger RNA. Its product is annotated as metalloproteinase inhibitor 4-like. The transcript has 6 exons. The coding region runs from base 234 to 902 and encodes 222 amino acids. Gene Ontology annotation, molecular function: protease binding; metalloendopeptidase inhibitor activity. Gene Ontology annotation, biological process: negative regulation of membrane protein ectodomain proteolysis; negative regulation of endopeptidase activity. Gene Ontology annotation, cellular component: extracellular matrix. The record is from RefSeq and is a predicted model, not a curated record. Lineage: Eukaryota; Metazoa; Chordata; Actinopteri; Syngnathiformes; Syngnathidae.
UUUUUUUUCUUCUGAGGAGGCUGUGCUCAACUUGUCGAGUGCAUAAGAGACUCCCUGUGCGCGACCCUCUCAGCAUUCAGGACCAGAGUGCCAGGCGAUCCAACUAUUCUGCUGAUACUCGGGGCCCACUGGAGCUCAUCUUUCUACUUCCACUCUUGUCUGCAAGUCUGAAUUUCCUUCAAGGGGAUCGCACAGGCUUUGUUUAAGCCGUGGGAGCCAGCGGGAGUUUGAUCAUGGCCGUGUCCCACGAGAGGAGUGUGCGUCUGGGGCUCUGGGUGCUCCUCUUGCUGGGAGCGGGCACGGUUGUGGACGCAUGCAGCUGCCACCCAGCUCACCCACAGCAGCUCUUCUGCAGCGCCGAGACGGUGAUCAGAGCAAAGAUUGCUGGGGAGAAGAUUGUGUCGCCUAGCAACAGCUCCUCCCCCUACAUGAAGAUGAUCCAAUAUGAAAUAAAGAUGAUCAAGAUGUUUAAAGGGUUCGACAAGGCCAAGGAUAUCCAGUAUGUGUACACUCCAGUCUUCUCCUCGCUGUGUGGAGUUAAAUUAGACUCUAACAAUAAAGCGGGAUAUCUGCUUUCAGGAAGUAUGUGGAGUGACGGGCGACUUUCCAUUGGCCAGUGUGACCUGGUGGAGUCCUGGGACAAUUUAUCACUCUCACAAAGGAAGAAUCUCAACUACAGAUACCAGAUGGGCUGUGAAUGCAGAAUCAACGUGUGCUACACGGUGCCGUGCGUGUCCACAGGAGAAAACGAAUGCUUGUGGACGGACUGGUUGCUGGAUAACAGCCUUAAUGGCGAGCAGGCACGGCAGUACGCGUGCAUUCGGCGCUCCGACACAACCUGCGGCUGGUACAGGGGUGGCCACGCCCCCGAGAAAGACUUCCUGGACAUGACCGACCCUUGACUGACUCAAGAUUCCAUCUCCAUCUGACCCAUGUGACACCUCCAGUCAGAGGGAUGUCCUGCUUUGGCUUAAUAGCUCAAAUGUGGAUGCUUAUGCUUAACAUAGCAACAACUGUUUACAAAGCUGUUUUAAAAAUGUUGCUUCAUUUCACAACAUCAAAAGUUCCUGACGCAAACUAAGUGGAUGCUUUGGUGGUCUCUGCUGCAAAAUGUCUAAAGACCAGCUUGUUAAAAAUGCUACUGCUUAAAUGCUCAUUGGAAAAAGAAGACAUCACACAAUAAUUUAGAAUAGACUCAAAUGAUUCUUCUCCUUUAGUAGCUCUUUGUGAUAUCUUAUGACUCAGCUAAAUUUCUACGCUCACAGAAUCUUUAACAGUCAUUUUCUACAAAUAACACAAUGCUCGCUGCUAAAAAUUUGUUGUAGUUAACUACACCAAUUUAAGUAGAAACUAAAACGCUUGGAAUGGUCAAAGCAGGUGAUAUGCCUUAUGAAGCUACUAAAGCUAUUAAAGCCUUUAGUUUAAGGUAACAAUUUUGUUUUUAACAACAAUCUGCUCGCUUCUGGUUA